AUGGAUUCUUUGGGUUUAUUUCUAGAAAAUACACUAGAAGAAAGUAGUGAAGAUGAUGACCACAUCGAACUCAGCAGAAAUCCAGGAAGCCAAGUGGUUGAGAAAGGCCAUGAAUAUGAAUGUGGUAAUCAGUGUCAUGGAAACCGGGAACCUGUUCCAGAGAAUAUGGUUAAUAAAGACACGACUCCUGCAAAAACAGCAAAUGACAGCAGAUCGCAUGUAGGCAACCUAAUUGGACAUUCGCCCUCACAAGUGUAUGUCAGAGACAAAGCUAGAGGGAAAGACUCUCAGUGUCAGGAAACUGUGGCAAAGUCUUGUAUACAUCAGAAAGAUCUGGAAAAUAGUCCUGAACCACUUCAGGUACUUCAAACGUCUAGGGAGAAACCUUAUAAGUGGCAACAGUAUGAGGGAGCAGGUAGCAGUCUUGCUUCCUGUCAGUCUCAUGAGAGCACAGGAGGCAGAGAGGAACUCAACUGGACCAUGCUAAGGAGAUGCACAUAUGGCCAGAAAGAUGAUGGACUCCAUACAGAAUUGAAACCAUAUGAGCAUAAGCACUGUGAAGAAGCCUUCCUCGACUCCAGUAGCCUCAUCAACCAUGGAAAAUGUCAUAUCGGAGAGAAGACUUACAUUUGUAAGCAGUGUGGAAAAACCUUCAAGUAUGCAAAGAGUUUUGAGAAACAUAAAGUAACUCACGCAGAAAUGAAGCCUUAUGCAUGUAAGCAUUGUGGGAAAGCCUUCACCCGCUCCGGUAAUCGUAACGUUCAUGAGAGCAGCCACUCUGCAGACAAGUCCUAUGCAUGUAAUCAUUGUGGGAAAACCUUCACCACUUCCAGUUCUUGUACCAUUCAUGAAAGAAUUCACACUGGAGAGAAGCCGUAUGUGUGUAGGUAUUGUGGCAAAACCUUUGCCGUUCCGAGCUCUCGUAACACUCAUGAACGAACUCACACUGGAGAGAAGCCGUACUCGUGUAAGCACUGUGAAAGAACCUUCUCCAGUGCCAGCUGGCGUAACGCUCAUGAGAAGGGUCACACGGGACAGAAGCCUUAUGCAUGCAAGCACUGUGAAAAAACCUUCUUCAGCUCUGGUUCUUGCAACUCUCAUGAAAGAAGUCACUCUGGAGUGAAACCCUUUGCUUGUAAAACAUGUGGGAAAACGUUCCUUCUCGCACACCAUCUUAUCAUGCAUGAAAGAACUCACACUGGAGAGAAGCCUUAUGCUUGUGAGCAUUGUGGGAAAGCCUUCACAAGUUGCAGUUGGCGUAACACUCAUGAAAGGGCACACAAUAUGAAGAAGCCCCUUGCAUGUAGGCACUGCGGGAAAACUUUUACCGUACCUAGUCUGCGUAACAUUCAUGAAAUAAUUCACAAGGUAAAGAAGUCUUAUGCCUGUAAGCAUUGUGGGAAGUCUUUCAACACUUCCAAGCGCUGUAAAAUUCAUGAAAACACACACACUAGAGAGAAGGUUUAUGCAUGUAUGCAUUGUGAGAAAACCUUCACCAGUUCUUAUUAUCGUAAUAUUCAUCAAAGAAUCCACACCGGAGAGAAGCCUUACUCGUGUAAGCACUGUGGCAAAGCCUUCACCCGCUCCCUUUAUCGUAACAGGCACGAAAAAAUUCACACCGGAGAGAAGCCUUAUGCGUGUGAGCAUUGUGCAAAAACCUUCUCUACUUCUUAGUAUGCUAACAUUCAUGAAAGAAUUCACUCUGGAAAGAAACCUAGCACAUGUCAGCACUGUGGAAAAGCCUUCAGUAGUUCUUUUCGUCUUAAUAGGCAUGAAAAAACUCACUCUGAAAAGAAGCCGUAUGCGUGUAAGCAUUGUGGGAAAGCCUUCACCUCAGCCAGUUACCAUGACAUUCAUGAAAGGUGUCACACUGGAGAGAAGCCUUACUACACAUGUAAGCAUUGUGGGAAAACUUUUGCCACUUCCAGUUGGCGUGACACUCAUGAAAGACUUCAUACGAGACAGUAGGCUAAUGAAUGCAAACAUGUGGGAAGGCCCUCGCAAGUUCCAUGGCCACAGGAAUCAGGAAAGGAUUCACACUGUCGAGAAACUGUCGAUUACCAUGUGGGAAACUGUUUCGUUGUUCUCAUCAUUCAACCAAGUAUAACAUCUCACAUUGGAGAGGAAUGUUACCACUGCGGGAAAAACCUUCACGACUUCAAGUGUCUGUGACAUUCAUGGAACAACUCACACUAGAUAGAAGCCUUGUGCAUGUAAGCACCGUGCAAAAGCUCUCAGCAGUUGCAGCUGCUGUAAAAGUCAUGAAAGAAAUUCAGCCUGAAGGCAAGCCUUGAAGGCGUAACUGUGGGGAAAAGCCUUGAGCAGCCAUAGUUCCUAUUGCACUCAUAAAGUAAUUUCACAGUGGUGGGGAACUUGAUCCUUGGAACAAAUGU
This is a messenger RNA of Rattus rattus (black rat), 2393 nucleotides long. RefSeq names its product zinc finger protein 14-like. Lineage: Eukaryota; Metazoa; Chordata; Mammalia; Rodentia; Muridae. The coding region runs from base 1 to 1674 and encodes 557 amino acids. The transcript is spliced from 2 exons. The record is from RefSeq and is a predicted model, not a curated record.